Messenger RNA from Leptosia nina, 1239 nucleotides. NCBI's taxonomy places the organism in Eukaryota, Metazoa, Arthropoda, Insecta, Lepidoptera, Pieridae. The record is from the annotation of a GenBank genome assembly.
AUGACAUACCUAAAGCUUAUUUGUUGCACUGUAUGUUUUAAAAAUGGUCUACAUAGCUUAUCAACCAAGUCAGUGCUGUUAAAAAUUUCCAAUGCACAAUACAAACAACACUUAGCAAAGAUAUCAACUUCUCAUUUCUACAAUAGCAACCUACCAUUGACAAGUCAAAGUCAGAGUGUGGUAGCAAAGAAAAAACCUAAAAAUGUCCCCCAAGACACUAGAGUAUGGAAGGAGACACCGACUCAUGAUAUUAAAAAUAAUUUAGUUCAAUAUUGUAUGAUGCUUUCAAAGUUUCGAUUGACAUCACUAGUUGUAAUGACAUCUAUGGCUGGCUAUGCCCUAGCACCUGCACCAUUUGACUUUUCAACAUUUGCAUUGUGUGCAGUAGGGACUGGACUCGUGAGUUCUGCGGCUAACUCUAUUAAUCAGUACCAUGAAGUACCUUUUGAUGCUCAGAUGUCUCGGACUAAAAAUAGAGUGCUUGUCAAAGGUUUAUUAGAACCACUACAUGCAAUAGGAUUUGCUGCUGCAACAAGUGUGACAGGACUAAGCAUACUUUAUUUUGGAGUCAAUCCUUUAACUGCUGCUUUGGGAGCUACAAACUUGGUGCUUUACACCUCUAUUUAUACACCAAUGAAAAGAAUGUCUAUAUUGAACACCUGGCUAGGAUCUGUGGUUGGUGCUAUACCUCCUCUUAUGGGUUGGGUAGGAUGCACAGGCUCAUUUGACAUGGGGGCACUAGUUUUGGGUGUAAUAUUAUACUCCUGGCAAUUUCCCCAUUUCAAUGCACUCUCGUGGAACCUACGACCGGACUACUCACGCGCUGGAUAUCGAAUGAUGGCAGUGACUGAUCCAGCUCUAUGUAGAAGAGUGGCUUUAAGGCACACAGGAGUUAUAACAGCAACGUGUCUUGCAGCACCAUAUCUUGGAGUCACUAAUAUUUGGUUUGCGGCUGAAUCAUUACCAUUAAAUAUUUAUUUUGCGUACUUAGCAUGGCAGUUUUACCAGAAGUCGGACAGUGGCAGUUCAAGAAAACUGUUCAGAUUUUCAUUACUCCAUCUACCUGCUCUUAUGUUACUUAUGCUUGUUAAUAAGAAAUAUUGGAGUUCUACUGAUACUCAAGAAAAUGAGAUCAAAAUGUCUGAUAUAAAAGUGACAGAUUCAAAGCGUAUUACAGUCCUACCGAGAGGCCCCGUUGUCGCUGCGCAGGAGUCCGACAGUGAAGGGAAUAAAUGUUAA